Messenger RNA from Eublepharis macularius, 834 nucleotides. RefSeq names its product testis-specific serine/threonine-protein kinase 6-like. The transcript has a single exon. Gene Ontology annotation, cellular component: cytoplasm. Bases 1 to 834 code for a protein of 277 amino acids. Gene Ontology annotation, molecular function: protein serine/threonine kinase activity; tau-protein kinase activity; ATP binding. Lineage: Eukaryota; Metazoa; Chordata; Lepidosauria; Squamata; Eublepharidae. Gene Ontology annotation, biological process: protein phosphorylation; intracellular signal transduction; microtubule cytoskeleton organization. The record is from RefSeq and is a predicted model, not a curated record.
AUGUCAAAGGGUUCCAGGGGAGACAAGCUACUAAGUGACCUAGGUUACAAGCUGGGCCAAACCCUAGGUGAAGGCAGUUAUUCCAAGGUCAGGGUAGCCACCUCUGCUAAGUACAAAGGCCCGCUAGCAAUAAAAAUGGUGGACCGACGUCGAGCACCUCGAGACUUUGUCGAGAAGUUUCUGCCACGAGAGCUCUCUAUCUUGCGAGGGAUUCGGCACCCGCACAUUAUAAAAGUCUACGAGUUCAUUGAGGUAUACAAUGGGACACUUUACAUUGUGAUGGAAGCAGCAUCAACAGACCUGUUGCAACUGAUACAGCAAUCUGGGAAACUGCCCUGCGCUCCGGAAGCACGGGACAUCUUUGCCCAGGUCGUGGGUGCCGUGCGCUACCUCCACGACAGGCACCUGGUGCACCGCGAUCUCAAAUGUGAAAAUGUGUUGCUCACUUCUGAUGGCCGUAGAGCAAAACUGACUGAUUUCGGCUUCGGCAAGGAGUCCCGUGGAUACCCAGAAUUGAGUACCACCUACUGUGGGUCCGCUGCCUAUGCCUCCCCUGAGGUGCUUAUGGGCAUCCCCUAUGAUCCCAAGAAAUAUGACGUGUGGAGCCUGGGCGUCAUGCUUUAUGUGAUGAUUACAGGAUGCAUGCCCUUCGAUGACACGAAUAUCCAUAAUAUGCCCUGCCGCCAGAAGAGAGGGCCCACGUUCCCUGAAGAUCUGCCCAAUUUACCAGAACCCUGCAAAACUCUUGUGAAUCAGCUGCUCCAAUUCAAUCCAGAAUCCCGACCCUGUGCGGGACUAGUAGCAAAGAACAGCUGGCUGAAGGGGGACACAUAA